AGCGAAGGAAGGAUCACAUUUCUCAGGACAAAGGCAUUUCACUAAUGGUUUAGCUUCCCCAUCUUUUCCACCCCGAAGCUGACGACCCAGUGCGAUCUCUCUGGAAGAUGGCAGUCUCUGGGCGCCAGAGGUCCCCCGAAGCUUCACAGACCCAAGAGCCCAGGACUACAACUCCCAGAAUCCUUCGCUCCAGGAUGCGCGUGCGUCGUAGUGGCUAAGAGGGGUGGAGCGGAGGUGUCCACCGUCGUGGGUUCCCCGUGCAGGUCUUCUGCUGUCGCUCUCUCUACUCUGGGAGCUUCAGUGCUUUUAGCACCGGUCCAGGGACAGGAGGAACUAGUGCUGGGCCUUCGGCAGCAUCUUAAGUCUUGAACAGGCCAGUGCCCCAAGGGUUAGGCUGUCAGUGAGCGCAGGCUGUGCCCGGGUCCAGCUCCUUCCUGGUCCUUCCCUAGGAACAGACCUGGAGAGGCGCGGAGGGGAAGAGUGCGAGGCUUGCGGGACAUCUACCAGGCCCAGUCCGAUUUUCCAGGAAGCUCCGGAGAAGCUGUCCUCCUGACGUGUGAGGAGACCUGGUCGAACCCAGGCUGGCUAUGAAGAGCGACGCCUCGACGUCUGCAGCCCCUUUGAAAGGGCUCGUGGGCCCUCUGCGGAGCAGCGAGCCCGCGCUCGCCCUCCCGGCUGUGUCCCCCGCGGUGCACCUGCUGGAAGAGGCGGCNGACCUGUUGGUGGUGCACCUGGACUUCCAUGCCGCACUAGAGACUUGCGAACGAGCCUGGCAGAGCCUGGCGGAGGAGCCUGUGAGUGGCACCAUUGUGGAGGUGAGAUGUUCCCUGUGUGUGGUGGGGAUCCAGGCUCUGGCAGAAAUGGAUCGAUGGAGAGAAGCCCUGUCCUGGGUCCUCCAGUACUACCAGGUUCCUGAAAAGCUGCCUCCCAAAGUCCUGGAGCUGUGCAUCCUUUUAUACAGCAAAAUGAAAGAACCCGGAGCUGUGCUGGAUGUGGCCAGUGCCUGGCUCCAAGAUCCAGAUAACCAGGGCCUUCCUGAAUAUGGAUCGCUGGCCAGACUCCACGUGUUCCAGCUGCUGCUACCCUCGGGUCGCUUGUCAGAGGCCGAGGAGCUGGCGGUGGGCUCUGNGGCCUUCAGCGAGGAGCAGCGGGUAGAAGCGCUCCAGGCCAUCCACACAGCACGGCAGCAGCACAUGCAGGAGCACUCGGACUCCCAGGAGCCCCAGAAGCUGAGGCAGGAAGGUUCGUUCUCCCACAAGUUGCUGUCGCUGCUGAUGCUGCUUCGCCGGCUCUGGGGCUCCGUGGUGAGCCACCUCCUCUCGCAGCCCUUCAGAAAGGGCCUCCUGGCUGCCUUGAUCCUCUGCCUCUUGAUUCUACGGUUUGACCCAGCAGCUCCUUCUUCGCUGCCCUUCCUCUACCAGCUGACCCAGCUCUUCCGCCGGAUCCAGAAGGCCACACUUUCUCGGCUCUACCCCCUCGCCCUCCGGGACUGAGUGGUCCUACCUGGCUGUCUCCACCUCUUACACACCACAUCUACAGAAGCGGAAAAGUUGAGCCCAGUGCCUGGGUCCAAGAUGGCACCAUGAGAGUGGGCCCAUUGGUUCUAGAAGGAGUGACCAAGGCAGGUGAGCCAUGGCUGGCUGACUUUGAACCCUCCCUUUGGUAUCCCACUGUGGCUGGCCUCAGAGGGAGUUUGAGAACAGUGGUGNCCGAGGCCCAGUGCACAGAACACAAGUCUGGCUGCCCAGAACACUGCAACAGCUCUUCAAAAAGGAGGGUUAGGAGCAGGGAGUGGGGCUUGAGACAGUCUGGUUUCUUGACAAAGGCAGAGGGUGACUUUCCAGGUCGGGUGCUGAGGGACCUGGGAUUUACAGAUGUGGUGGAAUGGCCCUUGGCCAUUUACCUCUGAAAACUGCUCUACAGCUCAGAAUUUGAAUUUGAGUAAGACCAGAGAUCCCUCAUUCCCCGACUCCCCUCCCCCACACCCUCCCCCCCACGCUCCUCCCACAGAUGCUGGAAUCAGUUCACCAUCCCCUCCCAUUGCUCUGGCAGUAGGGCAAGAGGCUUUCUGCUAGAGGCCUUUUGCUGUUCAGACCGGAUAUGGCUUCUGACCCACCCAGAUGGCCACCUGGAGCUAAGUGAGCCUGCCUGACCUUAUCUCUGGGGAAUGUGAUCUUUCUUGGUGCCGCUGAGUCUUAGCUCAGUUUUCCAGCACUGCCAGGGGCCAAGCUCUGCCCUCUGGGACCCAGUGUCUUCCCACCACACCCCACCACCUUUUGAUCUGUCCAGCCAACUGUGUCACACCACUGUCACUCCUUGAUCCUUUCUCGUGGUCCAUUGUUUGAAUAAUGCCCUAGUCUCUCUGCUCGUGUGGUGUGAAAAGUAGGCCAGGCUCAGGGCUGAGAGCUGAAAAUGGAACUGGGUAAUCAGGUGAGCUGUGAGAUCGGUGGGGGCUGGGCAGAGGGGCUGGGGGGUGGGGCAAAGGGACAACCCCAGGGAGGAGGCACUGCCUGCGCUUCCAGCCUCAGCAUUUCUGUGUAAAAAAAUACAGGCUACUCUGGUGCGGCCAGGAAGGAGGAGGCCCUCAGCCGCCCACCCACACUGGAUCUCUGGCACUGGAUGGCAAGAGAGCAGAGGUUCUGCUAGCCUUUUUUUGGCUGAUAAUUAGGAACUNUGAGUCAACAGCUUUUCUCUAGAAGAGGAAACGUCACAGAAACUUACUUAGAAUUCCAUCUAAACCCUGAAGACUUGGCAACUAGGAUCAUCUUUUUUUUUUUUUUUUUUUGUAUGCCUUUUAAGUAGACCCUAGAUCACACUGGGGAGGGAGAAGGAUUCAGCAAGGGUUGAAAUCCCUUGACAGUGAGUCCUUCAGUGUCGUUGCCCAACUUGGCCCAGAACACCUGGGCUCCAGUGCUGAACUCCGCCCUCCAGCUUCGAAUGUCUGUGACUCACACACCUUAUGACAAUGGUUUUGAAGUGAGGAUCUACCCAUUCACUGCCCUAGAAGAAACUCCUUAACGGCUUUCAUGGCCCACAGGAUACAAAUCCAGAUUCUUUUUAGUAGAAACUUAGGCUAGUGUUCACACGUCUGGCUGACAGCUCCUUUGCUGUGUUGCCCUGUUCGCUGAGCAGACUGUACUCUAGCUGCCGGGUCCUCCUCAGGCCUCCCUGUGAUGGCUUAGCUGGAUCUUCUGGAGGGUCUUGUAGCAGCUCUGCUCUAGACCCUUGGCUUUCCAGGCUCUCAAGGGUUACCCAGCAUUCUUUGCUGCCCAGCCUGUCUCCUGCCCCUCCUGUAGUGGGGGCUUGGUGGUGGGUGGUGGGACAGUUUGCCUCUUCCAGUGCCGUAAGCUCCAUGAGGCUGCAGAGCGAGGCUGCACAGUGUUUGAGUCGGGCUCACAUUCCUGUGUGGGUGACUGUUGGCCAGGGUUCCGAGUUCUCGUCUGUAACUCGGUCCUCUUCUCACAGGGUCUCUUCUACGAAUAAUGGGCACUUAGGACUCUUGGCACUUUUGACAGCCGCUAGGAAGAGUUCUUGUGAGCAGUGGUAUUCCCAGGCUCAUUUGAGCAUGGGUGGGUCCUCAGGGGUGAGUGGACUGGUGNAAGAGGGNGUGCGCUUCUGGUGNGUGUGCCAUCCUGUGCUGUGAAACCCUGAACAGAUCGGCUUGUCUUUCUGCUCUCUCCUGAUGCUUCUCACAGUUGUUCUGCUGGUGGCCCGUGGGGCUCUGUUUAUUUUUACCUGACUGCUGCAGGGCUGUCUGUACCUUAACCACCUGCCACCUGGAUAGCCAGGAACUCGAAUCCCAAACUGNUGCUGUUACUUUGUCCUUUCCAAGGAAGUAGGCUGGUCCUCAGCUCUGGGCUUAAAGAGGUCAGAGUAAAGGGAGGGCCUUCUUGGUGGGUCCAGCGUGGCAGCCAUCAGCCAAAGGUAGCUUUUGAGCAUUUGAAUUGUGUGUGGCUCAUCCACGUGGACACAUGCUGUAAUUGUUAAACAUGCACACUGGAUUUCAAAGACCAAGUACUAAAGAAUAAAAUAAAAGAAUGGAAACACAAA
Molecule: messenger RNA, 4050 nt
Organism: Mus caroli (Ryukyu mouse)
Lineage: Eukaryota; Metazoa; Chordata; Mammalia; Rodentia; Muridae
Gene: Pex26
Product: peroxisomal biogenesis factor 26
Biological process (GO): protein import into peroxisome membrane; protein import into peroxisome matrix
Cellular component (GO): peroxisome; peroxisomal membrane
Molecular function (GO): ATPase binding; protein-containing complex binding
Source: RefSeq, a predicted model, not a curated record